Notechis scutatus (mainland tiger snake) is the source of this 1429-nucleotide messenger RNA. The record is from RefSeq and is a predicted model, not a curated record. NCBI's taxonomy places the organism in Eukaryota, Metazoa, Chordata, Lepidosauria, Squamata, Elapidae.
CGUUCUUCAUGUGUUUUAGCCUCCAGUCCCCUAAUCAUCUUUGUUGUAGAUGGCUAACCAUGAGUUGCCUUCUUUCUCCCACAGGUUCACUACAACCAGGGCCUCUCUUUAUCCAAGGAAGCUGCCAAGAUCCAUGGGUUCAAGUUUCCUGAGAUGGCCACUUUUGAGGCAGCCAAGGGAGCUUUCCAAGCUAAGCUGACCAUGUUCUACAUGGACAUGGAGAUGAAAGAAGCAGAGUUGGAGACUUUCCUGGACCUCUACAGAUUCUGUGACAAGGUCACGGCGUUUCACCUGGACUGCAAGCAACAUCUGGCCCAGUGGCAGGCCAGGGAGAAGGACCCCAACAUCGUGGAGGUCCAAAAGGACACCGAAGAUGCUCUCCGGCGAAUGUCCGAGGACUUUUCAGAGGAGAAGUUCCAGCAGAUGAAGCUCCAAGCCUCCAGCCUGCACAGCGAAAAAGGUUGCUUGAUCUGGAGCGAUGCCUUGGAACGAAGCCAAGAAGCCAAGCGGAUCCUGGAGGACCUUCUGGUCAGCCUCAAGGAGGCCAAGGGAAUCACGGCAGGAGACUAUGGGGAGAAGAGAAGCCCUUCCGCUCCUAACUCAUCUUCGUCAAUCCCAGUCGAUGUCCUCACCAUUGAUGAGACGUUGGAGGCCACCAACAACCUGGAGCCAUUCUCCAAAGAAACCACGGACAGAAUUGAUUCCUCUCCGAAGAAGCCCUCAGAUAUGGAGGUAAGAGGCCACAAGGAAGCUUCUCCAGGUACCAUCUUGGAAUUGGCUGGGCUUGACCACCAGGAUCUGGGAGAGGAGCCCUCCGGAAGACCUCCGAGGGCCUCCUGGGAUUCUUCUCCCUUGCGUCGUUCUUCUGCCUCUUCUCCCAAAGCCGAGCCAAUGCCAGGAACCGGGGACACUCUACCACCCCUAGGCCACUCCUGUGCCCCUCUACUGGCGAGAGGCCCACCACGGCCUCAGAAGCGAGAGAGAGCCCAGUACUUCCAGCUCUCCAGACACGGGAGUUUUUCAUCAGAAGACGCCGAUUCUCAAAACUCCUCCGAAGACGCCGUGGACUCCAGCAGCACGUGGUCCAUGGAACUGCAGGGUCUCCGAGGCGGUGGGGCUCAGGAAAAAGGACUGGGGAUCCUCUACUUGGAGAACCACAGUCCAAGCAGCGGUUCAGGUCCGGUGAAACCAGAGACUUGAGGUGCUGGAGUUCUGGAGUUUCUCUAGGUCUUCUUCUAGCUGACCGAUCUGGUGCUGAAAACAUUCCUUGGUAGUUCGGGAGCUCCAGUAUCCCAGCGGGAUUUUCGCCCAAAGCCCAAUUCUGCUCCUUCACUCUUGACAGGGCAAGCCACUGGUGUAUAUAAAGAGAGCAAACCCCACUCCCAUCUAGCACUGAUGGUGUUACCUUGGCAGGUAAUGAAACGUCUGC